AUUCUUGAAAUUUCAAAUGUAACGUUUGUUUUGAACGACACAUUCGAUUGCGUCAUCGAUGAUUGUUGGCGCUUCAAUUCAGAUUCUUUCGAAGUGAAAAGAUUUUUUUUUCGAAUUUUUUAUUGUGUUCGAUUCUCUUGGCUCAAAUCACAACAACGAUGUUUAUCUCAUUUUUUAUUUGGCAAUUUCAAUUGUUUCUAAAAUUUUUACCAUUCAUAAUCGCUUUAUCAUGGAUCAUAAUAUCAGCAUUAUUCGAUGUUGAAUUUGUUCUUUAUCAAUCAUUAUUAUUGUGUGUGUUUUUCUAUGUGGUUGAUUUGAUUGAACGAUUUUUAUCAAAUUUUUUUUCCGUGGACAAACAGAUUCUUUUUUCCAUUGUCAAUUCGACAACAUUGGCUGUUUUAUUUGCCAAUUUUAUUGGUUUAUCGAUUGGCAUUACAAAAUCAACUUCCGAUUCUUGGUCAAAACAAACAAUGACAUUGACUUAUGGUUUUGCCAUACAAAUGAUUGAACCAUUAUUAAUGUUUAUCGAAAUGAUACAAAUAAUUUCAUUUAUUCUGAAUUUUGGUGAAACAUUACGUUCAAAAAUAUUUGAUGAUAAUAAUUCAUCAUCAUCAUCAUCAUCAAUGUACAAGAUCAUUACAUUAGUGUUAACAUUAGUGAACUCAGUGCUAGCCAUGUGGAUCAUUUGGCAUGAUAUAUUUCAUCAAAAUGAUGAACAAUUAUUAUUCAUGAAAAUUUCAACAAUCAUCGUUAUUGGAAUGGUAAUGGCCGUUUACAUUUAUAACAUUUAUAAUGAAUACAUAAUUGUGGAUGCUUCAUUCAUAUGGCUAUACGUUUUAUUCAUUCAUCAUCUGGUAUCGUUAGAUUGGCAAAGAACUGGAUUCCAUCGAGUCGAUUCUUUUAAUCAUCAAAUCUGGCCAUCAUUGGAUGAUGAUAGUGAAUAUAGGCCAUCAACGGAAACAUUGGAUGGAUUGUUAUUUACAUUAACAUCAACGAUGGAAUCAAUUUUUGCUGGAUGUAAAAAAGGAUUCUUUUCCAUUGCAAUACAGAUGAAACCAUUGUUUUGGAUUGCAUUCAUUUUACGGAUUAAAUGUCUAACUUCAUUUUUUGAAGGACAAUUAUGUCGAACAAUGUUCAUGUCUACUAAUGAUGAUGUUGAUGAUGAAGUGGAAAAUGAUUCGGAUCGAUCCAACAUUAACUUGAUUUAUUUCGCUGGACGAAUACUGAAACCAAGUCGAUCAACAUUAUUACGAUGUUCAUUUGUCAUUGCAUUCACAAUGAUUUUAAUGCAACAUUUUACUAAUAAUCCAUGGUAUAUAAUGGCACAUUAUCAAUGGAUUAUACGUUUAUUACAAACAUAUUCAACACCAAUAUUCUAUAUGUUUGCUGCCAGAGCAUUUCAUCAAUCAGAAAAUUUUUGAUUACAUGAUUUUUAUAAACAUGAUUGUAAUAAUAAUAAUAAAUAAUA
This is a messenger RNA of Dermatophagoides farinae (American house dust mite), 1468 nucleotides long. RefSeq lists its product as uncharacterized. Lineage: Eukaryota; Metazoa; Arthropoda; Arachnida; Sarcoptiformes; Pyroglyphidae. The record is from RefSeq and is a predicted model, not a curated record.